AUGGCGUCCCCUCCACCUGAACCGCCCUCAAGGUCUUUGAACCGCCAAGAAGUCCUCGAAGAGGAUGAAUACACUGCUGCGCUCUCGCGUAUCAUCGCACGCGACUUCUUCCCGUCACUCAUCCAUCUCGAUGCUACCAACGAAUACCUGGACGCCAUUAGCUCGCAGGAUCCACAUCUCAUACAGGCAUCCGUUCGUCGUCUCCAACAAAUAAGCGAAACCCCAACCCCCCGUCGCGGGGGUCCAUGGCAAACGCCGUCGCAGACACCAUUGGGCAGCGGCCCAUUCGAGACACCCCUGCGGAGUCCCGCAGGCGAGCCCCCGCCCAAGCGUGCGCGCUACGACAGCGACAUGAGCCUCGACUCGUUUCAGACCAAGUACACCUCCGAGGACAACGCAAGCUUCACACAAAUUCUCGACGACGAGAACCGGAAGCGGCGAGAGAUGUGGGGCUGGGCAUGGGAGGCACAGAAGCGGGUUGAGGCGCAGAGGGAGAGGAUGCUGGAAGGGCGCGAGAAGAUGCUGCUCGAUGCUCCUCCUGUCCCUGGAGUGCGCGAGAAGUUUAUGAUUGAGCAGCCAAAACUCGCAGGUCUCAUUACCGCAAAGGAGGAUGCAGGAGGCAAGAUAAACGACGACUCCUCAAAGGAUGAUGGAAGCAAUACACAAUUAAUUCUCGCUAACCAGAGCGAACCGGAAGAAUUUGUUGACGUGAUGGCACCUACGAAGGACACUCGGUCUGCUGCUGUCGACGGCUGGAAAUUCAAAACUCGCAAUUCACUCAUGUUCCCUCCUGACGCAGACGUCUCUCCGUACGAUCCGUCAACAGCCGUCACCAAAGAACGCAAGAAAGAGGCGAACCCCAAGAUCGUGAAGCACGCAAACACGCGACUGCCGGAACAAUCUGAGACUGAACCUCGCGCUCGCUCGGAGCCUCCAAGUCCCACUCGAAGUCGAAUAGAAGCGGCAAUCACCGGCACACCCUAUCGACCAAAGUCACCUCAGAUAAACAACUUCUCUCUGGUGCCUACUAUGCCAUCGCUUUCCGCGGCUGAGAUGGGUCCGUCUGCCGUUAGACAGCUUAUGACGUGGGGAACGCUCAGUGCAACCCCCCGUGUCUUGAAUCAGUCCGAUGACCCCGCUGAAGCCUUACCUCCCCCAAGUACACCGUUCCACCUCUCGGCACCAUCAAAUCGAGAAGCUCUGUCCCAUAGGCUUUCGGCGCAGGCAUCAAAAAACUUGCGUGCGAAGGCUGAACUGCUGAAUCUCACACCUACCCGAGCAUCGAAGCCCGGGUCUAUGGGCCCUCCAUCCUUCACUCCUCGAAGAGUAGAUGCACCAGGAAAUUUGACUCCAGCGGCAAGGAGACUUUUGGAUCGAUCUACAAUGGGAACAGCCGCCGCUCGCAGAGCCGAGGCAAUGCAGCGUACUUCGCAGUGGCAGAGCAACGAACGUACUAGAGAAAAGGAUCUCAGUCAUGUUCGGUGGACGCCAACCCCCACGGCAAGCGGUCGCAAAUCAUGACCGUGUGUUGCAUCCAUGUCUUGUACUUUUGCAAUGUCACAGACCUACAACCGUAUGUAAAUUAAAUAAGCACUAAUGAUAAUGUCAUGAAGUGGAGAUUUUGCGCCGUUUGGUGUCGCGUGCAUCCUCGGCGUCGUUUGUAGACUCUCCCGUGGUGGUGGACAUUUUCGUUUCCUCUCUGGCUGUAGCCCUCUUGGGAGCGUCCGCGGCUGGCUUAGGUUUCUUCUUCAUUAGCACGCCUUUGAGGGAUUUCUUCGCAUUCGUCUCCUUCUUUGCCAGACUAGGUUUGCUUGGCU
Coniophora puteana RWD-64-598 SS2 is the source of this 1817-nucleotide messenger RNA. RefSeq lists its product as uncharacterized. Lineage: Eukaryota; Fungi; Basidiomycota; Agaricomycetes; Boletales; Coniophoraceae. The transcript is spliced from 3 exons. The record is from RefSeq and is a predicted model, not a curated record. Bases 1 to 1521 code for a protein of 506 amino acids. Gene Ontology annotation, cellular component: catalytic step 2 spliceosome.